Molecule: messenger RNA, 2186 nt
Organism: Cuscuta campestris
Lineage: Eukaryota; Viridiplantae; Streptophyta; Magnoliopsida; Solanales; Convolvulaceae
Source: the annotation of a GenBank genome assembly
AUCAACACAUUUCUCUCUUUUUCAAUGGGUGUGUUAAAUUUUAGUUAACUAGCAAAAAAUAACUUUGGCUUGCUAAAUAGAACAAGCUCUUCAAAUUAUAGGAAUUCAAGAGUCAUCAAAUAAAUUAGCAAGUCACAUGAUUGGAGAAUAGAAAGAAAUAUCACUUGUUAUAUCAUUAUUCACUUGUUAAAAUCAUAGUUGUGAAUGGCGCUCGCCAUUCUCGCCUAAGGCACCUAUGGCAGUGUGGCGACCAUCUGACGCCAUCCUCAGGCCUGGCGAGGCGUUUUACGCCAAUCUCGCCAUAGGCGGUCGCCAUGGACGCCAAAGGCUGUGGCAAAAGGCGUUCGCUAUGUACGCCAGACGCAGAGCAAAGCGACAUAUUGUUGGUGGGUAUUCUGAUGUAAAGGCUUGUGACAAAGUGUCUGAUACUGUAAGAGAAGAGAUUCGAUCUUAUAUGGCUGAGAAGAAGAAGACAAAAGAUCAGGUUGUGCUAGACAGGGAAGUUGAUCGACAGCGAUUUCGUGAAGAGGCUUUGAUUGACUAUGGAGAUGAUGAUGGAAUUGGUGAAUUGGCUAAAUCUAAAAAGCCAAAGUUGAACAGGAAGGGGCCUAUGGAUAUGUUUGUUAGUCAUACUCAUACUGGACAACAAAGUGCUAAGACAAUGAAUAAACAGAAGAACUUAAAUGAAGAAGCACUUAAAGAGUUGCGAAGUCGAGCAUGUUCGGCCAUAUCAAGAUGGAUGUGUGAUGCUGCUAUUCCUUUUAAUGCAGUGAACUAUGAAAGUUUCCAAGAAAUGAUUGAUGCAAUUGGAAACCAUGGCCCAGGAAUGAAAGCUCCAUCUUAUUAUGUGGUAAGAGUUCCUCUUCUCAAGAAAGAAAUUGAGCGUGUGAAGAAAUCCAUGGAAGGCCAUAAAGAAGAAUGGGCGAAACAUGAGAUUGAACAAACUAAAGAAAUAACAGAUGGGUUCUACCAAUGCCUUGAGAAAUUAGUGCCAGAUACAACUCUGCAAGAGACAAUUACUGAUGAGCUCAUACUCUACAGAAAUGCAGAGGGUACAAUGGGAUUCAAUUUUGCCAAGCGUCAGAGAAAUUCAAAACCAGCAGGUAGUGCCUUGGAUGGAUUCCUCAAGCAUCUCCAGCAAUCCUUACUGACACGGGUCGCUACUGUCCAAACCCUUUUAGAUUCCCUCUUGCCGACGCUUUCUAACCUCAGAAACUACACCGGUACGAGUGAAAUGGAAGUUCCCGGCGAAGGAACCCACAGCGGCACCGCCAUCCUGGAAACCGCCACCGCCGCCGUCCAGAGCUUCGCCCCUAUUAACAAGAUCCACCACCACCUCUGCGCAUUUCAUUUUUACGGCGAUGACAUGACUCGGCAAGUGGAGGCACACCACUUCUGCAGCCACCAAAACGAGGAAUUUCGACAAUGUUUGAUCUACGAUAGCCCAGACGCAGGGGCACGCCUCAUAGGGGUGGAAUACAUGGUCUCAGAGGAGAUUUUUUUGACGCUCCCCGAUGACGAAAAGCCGUUGUGGCAUUCGCACGAGUACGAGGUGAAGAGCGGUGUGUUGUUCAUGCCUGGCGUUCCUGGGCCAAUUGAGCGCAAGGAAAUGGAGAAGGUGUGCAAAACUUAUGGCAAGACCUUCCACUUUUGGCAAGUGGAUCGGGGUGAUAAUCUCCCCCUUGGAAUCCCUCAUAUCAUGAUGUCACUUACUCGAGAUGGUCAGCUCUAUGAUAACCUUGCUCAAGAUGUUGAGAAGCGUUUCAAAGUUUCAUUUGCAAAGGAGAGGGAAAAGAGAGCGUACAUGACCGGCCCCGAAAAUGGGAUACACCCGCUGGCUAAUGGAGCGGGUAAAGGGAUUCGAACGGUGCUUCAAGAGGUGGACUGCAAGCCCGUAGCCAACAGCGUUCCAAGAGUCUUUGUUUAACUCAAAUUAAACUUCACCUUCCUAUACAUAACAUGAUUAAGGUAAUGAAUAAUAAAGCCAUGGGCUUAAUGUAUUUUGUGUGGUAUUUUGUAUUAAUGGGUGUUAAAUUAAUGUUGUAACAAAGUGUGAGUGUGUACUCAAAAGAAUAAAGUAUGAGUGUGAUAUUGUUAUUCUCACACCUUGAUAUCUUAAUAUCUAUGUGUAUGAUUAUAAACAAACUAGUUAAGCUUUGUGUUCUGAAUGAACUAGUUCUCUAACU